UUUCUAAUUUUCUAAAAAGCUUAUAAAACACAGGAAAAAUGGAUUGGAAGAGGCAGGGCGUACUCCACUGACCACUCCCUCCCACAUUGGACAUUUGGUGGCGCAUUAUAUAGUUAGAGGAAUCUCCACUUUCUCACUUCACCAUUUAUGGCUUCUUGGGUUAUAUCCCCUGCGGCUUCCAUAGCCGGAUACCGGAAUGAGACUACUGGGUUUUCGCUUUUUCCUCGACGUUCUAUGGCUCAGCUUAGGAUGCGGAGAAACUUUUCGGUUCGAUCCUCUUUGGACACUGAUGUUUCUGACAUGAGUGUGAAUGCUCCAAAAGGUUUGUUUCCGCCUGAACCUGAGCAUUAUCGUGGGCCCAAGCUGAAAGUGGCUAUUAUUGGAGCUGGGCUUGCAGGCAUGUCAACUGCAGUUGAGCUCUUGGAUCAAGGUCAUGAGGUGGAUAUAUACGAGUCAAGACAAUUCAUUGGUGGAAAAGUGGGAUCUUUUGUUGAUAAACGUGGAAACCACAUUGAAAUGGGACUCCAUGUUUUCUUUGGUUGCUAUAAUAAUCUUUUCCGUCUGUUGAAAAAGGUGGGUGCAGCUAAAAAUCUACUAGUGAAGGAUCACACUCACACUUUUGUUAACAAAGGAGGUGAAAUUGGUGAACUCGAUUUUCGGUUUCCUAUUGGGGCACCAUUACAUGGGAUCAACGCAUUUUUGUCUACAAAUCAACUCAAGACUUAUGACAAAGCAAGAAAUGCUGUGGCUCUUGCAUUAAGUCCGGUUGUUAGGGCUCUUGUUGACCCAGAUGGAGCUAUGAGGCAAAUACGAAACUUGGAUAGUAUUAGCUUCUCAGAUUGGUUCUUGUCCAAAGGUGGGACACGCAUGAGCAUCCAGAAAAUGUGGGAUCCUGUUGCCUAUGCUCUUGGGUUUAUAGACUGUGAUAAUAUCAGUGCCCGUUGCAUGCUUACCAUAUUCUCAUUGUUCGCCACUAAGACAGAGGCUUCCUUACUUCGCAUGCUCAAGGGUUCCCCAGAUGUUUACUUGAGUGGUCCCAUCAGAAAGUAUAUUACUGAUAAAGGGGGCAGGUUUCAUCUUAGGUGGGGAUGUAGAGAGAUACUUUAUGAUAAAUCUGCUGAUGGAGAAACCUAUGUCACAGGAUUGGCAAUGUCUAAGGCUACUAACAAGAAAAUUGUGAAAGCUGAUGCCUAUGUUGCAGCAUGUGAUGUCCCUGGGAUUAAGAGAUUACUUCCGCAACAGUGGAGGGAAUCAAAGUUUUUUAAUAAUAUAUAUGAGUUAGUUGGAGUUCCUGUUGUUACAGUUCAACUUAGAUACAAUGGAUGGGUCACAGAGUUGCAGGAUCUAGAACGGUCAAGGCAAUUGAGGCAAGCUGCGGGAUUAGACAACCUUCUUUAUACUCCAGAUGCAGAUUUUUCUUGCUUUGCAGACCUAGCACUUUCUUCUCCAGCCGAUUAUUAUAUCGAGGGACAAGGCUCACUCCUCCAAUGUGUCUUGACACCUGGUGAUCCGUACAUGCCAUUACCAAAUGAUGAAAUCAUAGCAAGGGUGGCAAAACAGGUUUUGGCUUUGUUUCCAUCAUCUCAAGGUUUAGAAGUUACAUGGUCAUCAGUUGUCAAAAUUGGGCAAUCUCUAUAUCGAGAGGGACCCGGUAAAGAUCCAUUUAGACCUGAUCAGAAGACACCAGUGAAAAAUUUCUUCCUUGCCGGUUCAUAUACAAAACAGGACUACAUAGACAGCAUGGAAGGGGCAACAUUGUCAGGAAGGCAAGCUUCUGCAUAUAUAUGUGAUGCCGGGGAAGAGUUGAUGGCACUGAGGAAGAAGAUCGCAGCAGCCAUUGAUUCUGAAGAACAAGAUGUUAAAGCUUCCAAUACUAGCACUGAUCAGCUGAGUCUUGUAUAAACUAUGGCCCUUCUUCAAUCUUCAUUGGUUUCUGGCUCACUAAACGAGUUAACCAGAUUAGGUGGUGAUAUAUAAACUAUGGCCCUUCUUCAAUCCCUAAAUUAAUAGUUGUAAAGAUUAAAAACCCUUCUGUUAAUACAGUCUCCACCAUAUAUAGAACUAGCAAUAUCAUACAUAAUUUUUUAUGCAAAAAGAAAGCCUUUGUUUAUUUUAUUUGGACCCAUGGAAAAGAGUUCUGUCAUAUAUAAUAAUAUAAACAAAAAUAUAUAAAUAAAAAAGAAAGUUUAUUUA
Messenger RNA from Ziziphus jujuba (common jujube), 2193 nucleotides. Its product is annotated as zeta-carotene desaturase, chloroplastic/chromoplastic. Lineage: Eukaryota; Viridiplantae; Streptophyta; Magnoliopsida; Rosales; Rhamnaceae. Gene Ontology annotation, biological process: carotenoid biosynthetic process. The record is from RefSeq and is a predicted model, not a curated record. Bases 148 to 1902 code for a protein of 584 amino acids. Gene Ontology annotation, molecular function: 9,9'-di-cis-zeta-carotene desaturase activity. The transcript has 15 exons.